CCGGAAAGUGAGGUCAAACUUGCCUUUGACGCCGAUGAACGAGUCCGUCGCCCCCGUGCACAAGGCGCCCGAGCUCCAGGUCACGACCUUCCGCGACUUCCAGACCAACUGCACCCUCCUCGAGAACUCCCUCCGCGACGGCGGCUCGGACCCGCGCCCGGACCUGCUGAAGCUGCAGACCUGGGUCCGCUGGGUCAACGACGGCCACGGGUCGCCGGCCCACGAAACGUACCUCUACUCGACGUCGCUGCCGCGCGUCGCCAAUGGUUUCUUGCGCCGGUCCUUUGCGCGCUUCCCGGACGGCGACGUGCUCACGCAGAUCGUCGGCUUUCUGCGCGAGCUGGCCAUGCACCUCGUGCGUCGCCUGCACAAUUCGACGCAGCUCCUCGCCGACAUUGAGACCUUGCACGCGCUCCUCGAUCCGAGCCACAACUUUUACAUGUACCAUGGCGUUCCGGCGUGGAACACGGAGAUUGAGCUCGACGAAGAAGCCGUUGGUGACGCGAUACCGAUGUCCACGCAGGUGGGCGACGCCGUUGACGCGUACCAUGCAGGCAAGCACGUGUGGCUGCAAGGCGUCGUCUUGGACGUGAAGGGCGAUGGCGACGAGGCGUACGUGGGGUUUUACGGCCUCGAGCCGACAGGCGAUCGCUGGCUGCCGCGCGCGCAUCUCGCACCACUCGGGGCCAAGACCAAAGAGCACCGCCGUGGCCACGGACCGAUCCGCACCGAGCUCGACGAGGACAUUCCCGACGCCAACGACAGCGACCGCGCGCCGUACAUGUGCGCGCUCCUCCGUCCCCGCGUCCCGUGCUCGCGCUUCUUUGUGGACGUCCUCAACGCGUUUGGCAGCGUCGGCGGCUUCCAAAAGCUCCCGCUCUUUGUGCUGCAGCCGCCCAUCAACGUGGCCAUGAUCGCAACCAUCGUGUCGCUGAUCGCGAACGUACUGCCGUGGGUCACGCGGCCCCUCGCGCACCAGCUCGUGCGGCAGACCGAGGCGUCCUUGCACUUGCACUGCCCCGACAUGGAGCUCCGCAACAUGACCAAGCCGAUGAUGGACACGCUGCACGCGGGCUUCAAAAAGAUCUGCCGGCGCCUCUAUGUGCGCGUCGAUGCAUCGCGCAAGGCGGACGAGCUCCUCCUCGGGCUUUGUCUCCGCUGCCUGCAAAGCGACGUGCUCGAGCACCGCCUCCACGGUCUGCGCUGCCUCACCGACUUUUUGCCGCUGAUUCGCCACGCCAAGGCGCACCCGCUCGGCGUCAAGCUCGUCGCGUCGUCGCUGGCGUCGUCGUACCCGAGCCCAGCGUCGUCGGCGUCCUAUGUGCUCAUUUCGCUGCCGAUCUCCGAGGCUACCGACGAGGCGUCGCUCGCGACAUGGUGUGAGACGCACCAAAUCCUCUCGCUUCUCUGCAGCGCGCACGAGCAGCUCAUUCGGCGCGGCGUUGACGUCGUCCGGUUCUUCUGCGAAGCGCACCGCUUUGGCCUCGCCGAGCUGCACCAGGUGUGGGACGCGGUCCUCGCCACCUCGACGGGCGCCGAUGUCCGCGCGAGUCUCUUCUUCCUCCUCGAGUCGAUCGUCGCGUGGCUCUCUGUGCCUGUUUGCAAGGAGCUCCUCCGGCUCUUGACGGCCUACCCGACCCCCAGCGUGCACGUUGUCAAUUUGGUGGGCAGCAUCGCCAAGCACGCCCCGAUGGAUGACCACCUGCAUCUCGAGCCCCGAUUGCAGCUGGCGCCGAUCGAAGGCGACUUGUUCUCGAUCCAUGCGGCCUGUCGCUGCGAAGCCAUCGAGCUUCUCUGGGGGUACCUCCACGACACGACGGACGACGGACGGCGCCAGCUCUACGAGCCGGCCAAAGCGCAGCUCCAAGAAAGCAUCGACGCCAACAUUGAUGCGGACGACCACCCGUCGCUGCUGGACGAACCGAGUCUGAGCCCGCUCGUGCUCGACGGCAUCGUCGUCCUCUUGACGCAGUGCGUCGCGCGCGUCACGGCGCACGCCGAUGUGCCGCAGGCGCUCGGGAUUCUUGGCUACCUCCUGCAUCUCUUCCCUUCGGACCACUGGAAGCUUGAGAUCAUCUCGUGGCUUCAUGCGCGCCACAUUGUCCAGCACAUUUUGGACGACUUGGUCGAUUUCAAAGCGUCUUUGGCCAGCGCCAGCGAGACGGACGACGCACUCGAGGACAUGAACGCCGCGCUCUUGCGUCGUGGCAGCCACGUGGACUUUACGUCGCACCUCAAGGCCCGCCUCGGGUUCCUCUCGCUGCUGUGCGAGCUCGUGCCGCAGUCGCUUAGCGUCAUGCCGUCGCACUUGAGCGUGCUCUGGGACACGCUUCUGGUGCGCAGCGUCCUCCCGUCCGAGCGCAGCAUGCUCUUCAAGUGGUUGCUCGCAAACGCAAUGCACUUGACAAACGACGCGGUCGCAUAUGUGUUCGAGUCGCUCUUGAGCGACGUGGCCUUUCUCAAGAGCCCGUCCUUGAGCCCGCUCGCGCUCUCGUGCGUCCUCUGCUACUUUCGUCUGAUGAACGACCAAGCGGGCACGCUUCUUCUCGCGCCGUCCGCCACGACCGCGCCGUGCACAACGAACGCGUUAGUGAUUCAGUCGCUGCCUCUGCGCGGCAUGGACGCGCUGCUCACGAUGCUGCUCGAGGCGUCGCAUGCGACGGUCGUGGCGCAGACGCUGCGGUUCGUGGCGCUUUUGCCGUUCAAGCUCGGGCCGACAGCAGGCACAUUGGACCUCGUGACCUUGAGCUUGGAGCGAUUGGAGCCGCCGACGCUCGAGCGCGCACUGCUCUUGCUGACGACGUUUGUCGGCACGGACGUGGCGUCGGCGACUGCUCUCGCCAACGGGAGCUGGGUGCCGCACAGCAGCAACUCGCGCGGCCAAAUGCUCACGCUGCUGCUCUCCAACUCGAUCAAGGGCACGCCCACGGUCGGCGCAAAAGUGCCGCUUGUCGUGUACGCCAACGACACGGUGCUGCAGAUGCAGGUGGCGGCGACGCUCGCGCUGCAAGUGCCCAUGGCCGUGCAGUACCUGCGCUUCUUCCGCGCAGGUCGCGAGAUCCAAGAGCUCACGCGCUGCCUGUCACUGUCCGACGCCGGGUUCAAGGACGGCGACACGAUCCUCGUCUCGCAGCGACCGAAUCUGACGCCGGCGAGCGCCAGCGACUACGACGUGCCGAUUGUGUUGUCGCCAUCGUUGUUUCCCAAGCUAUUGAGUCUCAUGGACUCGCACGUCGAGGCAUGGAACCUCUUACUGCGGCUGCCGACGCCCGCGUCGGUCGUCGAUGCCAUCCGCAAGCAUGAACGCGAGUGGUCGGCGCUGCUGUCGUCAAGCCACCCGUCGCAGCUGCUGUACCGUCUUCAGGUCCUCGACGGGCUCUUGGCGGAGAGCAGCUUUUUGGACGCGUUUGUGGCGACACACGGACCCGCGUGCAUCCUCCAGACGUUCCUCUCGCUGCGCCACGACAGCGGCCCGUCGGGCUUUGAAGCGUACGUGCGGCACGAGUCGGCGUUGGUGUGUCUCCGGCUCCUCACGCGCUUCCUCUCGGACGGCGCGACCGUGCAGUUCCCCAAACAGCUCGAGUGGGAUGCCGACUUGUGGGUGGCGUCGGACCUCGCGACGCUGCCCGCUCGGGUCCUCGCCGCGUACGUCGACUGUGUGACGCCGUCGACCGGCACGUCGUUGCGCAUCGAAUGGGCACACGACGACAUGGCGGCGCUCUGCAACGCGUGCCAGCUCUGGAUGGAGGUCUGCGUGCAACACGACCUGCACGGCCUCCUCGAUACGCUCUGCAAGCUCUAUGUGCUCGCAGCCUCGACGUUCCAGCAACUCCCGUCGUCGACCGUGCUCCACGGCCUCGUCAGCACACAGCGACCGAUCCGCCUUCUCAUUGCGCAUACGCUGGUGCUCUUGGCAAGAGCCUCGGACGCGGGUCUGGACGCCGACCGAGCGGCUGCGAUGGUUGGCUUGUUGCGCGCUUUCGACGGCGACUCGGUCGAGUACGUGACGCUGCUCGGGCUCUUCGUCCUCGCCGCGGGCGACCGCGUGGCGAACGUGGCCGCGCUCUUUGAAUCGUAUGCGGCGCGCGUCUCGUCCCCCGCGACCUCGGCGACGUUCCUCAGCGACGUGCCGCACACGCAGCUGUUUGGGGACCUGGCGCCGACACCGCUCGAAGGCGCGCUCUUUGUUUUGCGAUGCACCCUGGACAGCAGCCGUGCACUGCAGACGUUCCAGCCGCAGCUGCUCCUCGACCUCUGGCAUCUCGGCCUGUUUGCCUACCCGACGGCCGACAAAACACUCUGGUACCCCCGCUGCAGCACGCCGUCGAGCCGCCACGCGGCGUUCCAGCUGCUCUUGGAUCUCUGCAGUAUGCCGUCGACAACGUCGCUCUUGGAGAACGGCAACCUGGCGUUCGUGAUGGAGCAAGUGCCGCCGGUUCUGGCGACGCUCACGCGCGUGUACGAGGACUGGGAGUGGGCGUUUGACCCGCACAGCGUCAUGAAGUCGAGCACGGGGCGCGUCGGCCUGCGCAACCUCGGCUGCACGUGCUACCUCAACUCGACGCUGCAGCAGCUGUUUUACAUGCCGCGCUUCCGCGACGCGAUCUUGUCGCUGCCUACGGACCCGGACAUGGACGUCGUGACGCAGACGCAGCGGCUCUUUGCGCACUUGGCCGCGACCGAGCAAAAGUGCGUCGACCCGACGCCGCUCCUCCACUGCCUCCACGACGAAGCCGGCGGCCCGCUCAACGUCAUGAUGCAGCAGGACGCCGAGGAGUUUUUGACGCGCUUCGUGGACGGUGUGACCGAGUACCUCAAGACGACGAGUGCGCAUACAAACGCCCUCGACGCGGUGUUUGGCGGCACGCUCUGCACGCAGCUGUGCUGCCAAGGCGGGUGCGGCUCGGUGCGCGAGACGGCAGCGACCUCGUUUGUGUGCAUGACGGUCGAGGUCAAGGGCCACGAGAGUCUUCUCUCGAGCUUGCGCACCUGGAGCGCCGGUGAGAUGCUCAGCGGUGUCAACUGCGACGCGUGUGGGAGCAAGCAGGACACGAUCAAGCGCGACUGCGUCGAGACGGCGCCCGAGACGCUCUUGCUGCACCUCAAGCGGUUUGAACUCAACUUUGACACGUUUCUGCGCGAAAAGGUCAACGACGCCUUUGCGUUCCCGAUGACGUUGGACCUGUUUCCGUACACGAAGGCGGGCCUCGACGCGCCGGACGCGACCACGCCGACGCUGUACGACCUCGUUGGGUGCGUCGUGCACCUCGGCAGCACCGAGUCGGGCCACUACUACUCGCUCGUGCUGGACCGCGUCUCGGGCAAGUGGCUCGAGCUCAACGACGACUCGGUCUCGUUCUUUGAUCUGCGGCUCCUGGAAACCGAGUGCUUUGGCGGGCCCGAUGCGUCCGGAAGUCUCGUCCUCAACACCAAGAGCGCGUACAUCCUCGUGUACGAGAAGCAAGGGGCGACGGCAUCGCUCGCGACGGCGUCGCUGCCGUCGGGGCUCGCCGACGACCUCCGCCGCGAAAACAAGGCGUUUGUCCAAGCGUGUUAUGCGCACGACCCCACGUUUCUCGCGUUUCUGAGCGCCCUCCUCACGCGCCUCCCGCCCACAGAGAGCGACGUUGCCAGUGACGCGCCGCUGUCACCGUUUUUGCACGCGUGUGUGCGCGUCAUGCACGUCUACGCGCGCGCGCACGUGCUCCAGCCGUUGCCGCUGAUCUCGCUCUUGACGCACCAAGUGCGGUCGCCGGCGCUGUGCCAAGCGCUGCUGGCGCAGUACGCGUCGCACCCGUCGCAUGUCGUCGAGAUGCUCUUGUACUGCCCCAAGACGGCGGUGCGGUCCGAGUUUGCGGCCUUUCUGAGCCACUUGGUCGUCACGUCGCUGCCCCUCGAAGGCGAGUUGCUCGCACUCGGGCUCACGGGGCCGUCGCUCUUUGGGAAGCUCCUCGACCAGCUCUUCACGCUCUCGAUGCUCGAUGCGAUCGUGCUGAGCUGGCGCACGAUGGGCGAGUUCUUUGCGUUUUUCAAAGCCGCCGCGCUCGCCGACGGGCGCUGCCGCGACCUCAUGCGCAUGCACAAGUGCGGCAUGUAUCUCCUCGACCUCUUCCUCGGCGAAGCGAGCCCGCUCAUCGGGUCGGUCUACCCGCCCUACUCGCGCAAGCGGCUGCCCAAGGUCCCCGGGAGCCAAUUGACACCGCUUUUGGAGCUCGUCGCAGUGCUCUACGAAGGCCAGUCACCGAGCAGCUUGGACGCAGAGACGCGGUCGUGCCUCCUCCUCAAGACGCUGUACGUGCGCAUGUUUCAGUGCGCCGAGCACGCCAAAGCCCUCGCGACGCUUCUUGUCGAGUGGUGCACCGAGUGGGACGCGUUUACCAACUCAGUCAUUGACGUCGUCGGCCACGUGCUCUCGACGCUCCAGAUCUCGACGACCUCGAGUCUCGUCGGGCUCUGGGUCGUCCUCGACCCGUUCUUUCAACUCACCGACUCGCUCCAAGGCCGGCGCGCGCACGACUGCCUCGUGCUCAUGUGGCGCAGCAUCCAGUCGCACCGCGGCGUCCUCGCCCAGGCGCAGGCGAUCGGGCUGCUCCUCGCGCUCGGGUCGGUCCAUGCCCACGUCGACGCCGAGCUCCAAGCGACCCUCGGCGUGUGGGGGCCGUGGGUCGGACCGCUGCUUGCGAGUGUGCGCAAGCAGCCGUGGGCGUUUGACGUGACAACCUCGGAUGGCGUCGCGCUCGAGUGGUGCCACGCGCUCUCGUUCGACCGCGUCGCCCAGUACAUUGCCGAAGCCAACCUCUGCGUUCCGUGGCUCGAGGCGCCGGCCGACGACGACGACGACGACCGCGCCGACGCCGACGCGACGGCCUUUUUGUGGGACAACAGCAUCGACUAGGCAACGUGUAUAUCCAUGUAUUCUCGUAUUCUCAAGUCUACUCGACGGCAA
Molecule: messenger RNA, 6946 nt
Organism: Saprolegnia diclina VS20
Lineage: Eukaryota; Oomycota; Saprolegniomycetes; Saprolegniales; Saprolegniaceae
Exons: 5
Coding region: 35-6895 (2286 amino acids)
Biological process (GO): protein deubiquitination
Cellular component (GO): cytosol; nucleus
Molecular function (GO): cysteine-type deubiquitinase activity; cysteine-type endopeptidase activity
Source: RefSeq, a predicted model, not a curated record